This is a messenger RNA of Bactrocera neohumeralis, 1516 nucleotides long. RefSeq lists its product as uncharacterized. The transcript is spliced from 5 exons. Gene Ontology annotation, molecular function: arginine-tRNA ligase activity; tRNA binding; ATP binding. Gene Ontology annotation, biological process: arginyl-tRNA aminoacylation; tRNA C3-cytosine methylation. Lineage: Eukaryota; Metazoa; Arthropoda; Insecta; Diptera; Tephritidae. The record is from RefSeq and is a predicted model, not a curated record. Bases 127 to 1503 code for a protein of 458 amino acids.
CGGAAAUAUAUUUCUACAUUCUCUGUUGGAGACUGAAAAUAGUGCAACUGGCAGAGAACGUCAAAUCUAGGAAUUCUCUGAUAUAAUGGAAAAUAAAAAGAAUCAAAACGAAAUAGGCGCGAAAAAAUGUCGAAUCCUAUAGCAUUCAUUACCGAAAAUUUAUGUUUAUAUUUAUUAGAAAAACCAAGCCUAAUUCCUAGUGUGAAUAUCCCAAAGAAAGCGACCAAUUUCAUACGCACACAUAAAGAAAAAUUAAAAGUACAAGGCGAAUUUAGUUUUCCUUGCCGUUCAGAACUAUGGAAUAACUGCUGUAAAGAAACAGGACACAAGCUGCGCUCAAUUGCAUUUGAUAUGUUUAAAGAUGAAGGGGAAGACGUGUCUAUUAAUGCGCAAGAAAGAUUUCUUAAAACGGCCGCUGCCUGGACAUUUCCAGUGGAACGGAUAAAAAUUGAUAAUGAACGAUGCUUUUUGUACCUGCAGCGACGAGCGGUGAUGACAACGUUACUUCAACAGGUUUUGAAAAAAGACAACACAAAUACCUUUGGGAAGUUGGAAAAAGACCCUAAACAAAGGGUAUAUUUUAGUCGUAUAAACCAAGCCGGAGAAGAAAUCGAAGAACUGUCACUUUAUAGGGUUAAACUGUUAGAGGAUAUCCUCGGUCGGGUUUUUGAAUACUCGAAAUGGACCAUGAUAACAGAGGAAGAAGUAAUGGAAGUAAAACAAGGAAAAGCACAAGGUGUUUUGCAAGUACAAGUAAUCAGUGCUGCUGGUAAGCCCUCAAUAAAUGCAGUUGUUAUUCCUUCAAGCAUGCUGAGCACUGCCACCAUUCGAUGUGGCAUAGUUAUUGACCCAAUUACGGGAAAAAUAACAAAAUUGAAAACCAAAGAGUAUCUAAGUUGUCGUUCUAAUGAUAUGUGCUUAAUGGCAAUGCAUAAGUAUGGCGUGCGAGUAAAAGACGAUACAAGGUUUAGCACAUUGAUGUCUCGUUUAGGUGCAGCAGCGGUUACUGUUGACUUAAUGGAAGUACGUUUUUCAAGUCCUGUUCAAAUAAUUCGUAGCGGCAAAGGAAGUACAAAGGGUGCUGCGUUUAUUUUGUAUAACUCUGCGCGUUUAGAGUCAUUGCUUCGCCGUUUUGAUGAGAAGGUAGAGAAUGGUGAUUACGAAGAUCUGCCGCCCCUAGAUAGUAUUGACUUCACUUUGCUCGAUGAAGAAGAAGAAUGGCAACUAGUGUUUUGUUAUAUAUUUGCCUUCCCGAACCUUAUUGAAAGUUGUCUGGAACAGAUACAAAAAGGAAUAUGCGCUGUUCAUACUAUCGUGAGAUUCCUUGGCGAUUUCGCUGCACUCUUUAGUGUAUACUACAGAAGAAUUCGAAUCUUAACUCAAGAAACGCGACAGCACUUAAUGCCUUACGUGUAUGCACGUAUAUAUCUGGUGAAAGCAGUUCGCGAAAUUCUUAAUAAAGCAUUGGCUCUUCUUGAUAUCGAGCCCGUUCAUUUUAUGUGAUCGAUUUUUUAAA